Messenger RNA from Emericellopsis atlantica, 1759 nucleotides. Its product is annotated as Endonuclease/exonuclease/phosphatase. Lineage: Eukaryota; Fungi; Ascomycota; Sordariomycetes; Hypocreales; Bionectriaceae. Gene Ontology annotation, molecular function: sphingomyelin phosphodiesterase activity. The transcript has a single exon. Gene Ontology annotation, cellular component: cytoplasm. The record is from RefSeq and is a predicted model, not a curated record. The coding region runs from base 287 to 1672 and encodes 461 amino acids.
CUCUAACUCGGACGUGAUCUUGAUGUGUAUUUCCACGGCGAAGUGGUGGGCAACUGAUGGCGUACCGUCUACCACUUUUCCACACGAUGUCACAGCAACACAUUACACCAAGACAAAACAACAACAACCUCACAAACUUUACUCACCAACCAGCAGAGACCACCAUGGCCUUGCUUUACUAAACAAGUACAGAGCGUCUGUUGCACCGCGUCUCUAGCUGCCUAGAACAUUUCUGACCGGCGACACUGGCUCACUUGAGCCAUCGUCACACUUGCUCACCACCAUCAUGGCCACCGCCCAGCAUGACCCCCCGGAUGAAAUAUCAGUCCUCACUCUCAACGUAUGGGGUCUCCUCCACAUCUCUGCCCUCCGUCCCCAGCGCAUGACCGAGAUCGGCAAGCACAUCAACGCCCUGGCACCCGCCAUCGUCUGUCUCCAGGAGCUCUUCACCCAGAGCGACUACCACCUCAUCCGCCAGGCCACCGUGGAUCUCCUCCCCUAUGGCAAAUACUACUUCUCCGGCGCCUUUGGCGGUGGCCUCGCCAUACUGAGCAGGUACCCCAUCGAGGAGAGCACCUUCACACCCUACACCCUCAACGGACGUCCCACGGCCUUCUGGCGGGGUGACUGGUUCGUGGGCAAGGGCAUCGCGCGCGCCACCAUUCGCAUUGCACCGGGUCCAGGCGGACCGCAGGGUCUCGUCGACAUCUUCAACACGCACACGCACGCGCCGUACGAGAGCGGGCCCCGCGACAGCUACAUCACCCACCGCCUCGCCCAGUCGUGGCAGGCUGGCAAGCUGAUCAGGGACUCGAUGCACAAGGGACGCCUGAUCAUUGCGGCGGGCGACUGGAACAUGCGUCCCGACUCUCUUCCCUACCGCCUCCUGCUCGAUCAGACCACGUCUGCGCUGCAGGACUCGUGGCGCGCGCUGCAUCCCCAGAGCGCCCUGGGUCCGAAUCACAAGGCCCCCCCCACGGCGCGGCACAACAUUGUCGAAAAUGGCAUGACUAGCAACAAUGUGCUCAAUACAUGGCGCUGGUCCAAGGAGGCGCAGAAGAAGCUCCUGAAAGGGGACCCCCAGCCCGUGAGUCCUGAUGAAGCGGAUCCGCAUGGUCAGCGGCUGGACUACGUCUUCGUCUCGACGUCUGUCGCCGGAUCGGAAGACUGGCUCAUCAAGGGCGCUAAAGUAGUCAUGACAGAGAGGCACCCAGAGCUGCACGUAUCUCUGUCAGAUCACUUUGGUGUCUUGACGACGUUGAAGCGCCCUGGUGCUGAUCCAUCGCUGCCCACGCAGCCAGCCCCGAAGACGGCGCAGGUGAAAGACAAAUAUAGUCUCGAUAUGUACGACCAGAUUCUGGAAAGACUGCAGUGGUACACGACGCGAGAGCACAGCCAGAAGUUCUGGCGGAGGACUCGCUUCUACGUAGGGCUUCUCCUAUGGGUCGCCUGUUUGGUAGCUGUGUGGUUCGUGCCGCACAGCUACAUUGCGUUCAUCCUCAUGCUCGUCGCUAGCCUUGUGUUGACCGGGUGCACAAUCGAAGGGCUACUAUCGUUGCUCUUCUUCAAUAGCGAGCUGCGGAGUCUCAGAGAGUUUGAAUGGGAGAUUCGCAAUGCAAAGGCAGUCGGCUCGGGGAACUCUCAAACAACAGUCUACGGAUCUCUCCAGUAGUGACACUGAGCAAUGGCCCCGAGGUAUGCAUGCUCUCCAUAAUAAUUAUCCAAUAACGAUAGAAACUUAAGAACUACUUGCAAUCUU